Elgaria multicarinata webbii is the source of this 2440-nucleotide messenger RNA. RefSeq names its product cadherin 15 (gene CDH15). Gene Ontology annotation, biological process: cell morphogenesis; adherens junction organization; cell-cell adhesion mediated by cadherin. The transcript has 14 exons. Gene Ontology annotation, molecular function: cadherin binding; calcium ion binding. The record is from RefSeq and is a predicted model, not a curated record. The coding region runs from base 59 to 2413 and encodes 784 amino acids. Lineage: Eukaryota; Metazoa; Chordata; Lepidosauria; Squamata; Anguidae. Gene Ontology annotation, cellular component: catenin complex; adherens junction; plasma membrane.
AGGAGGCUGUUCAGUUCCCAGCUCUGCCAGAAGCACCAAGCGCAACCAGGCGGUCGUUAUGGACUACUGGCCCCUGCUCCUGGCCUCCCUGCUGGUGAUACUUCAGGUCCAGGACAUCUGUUGCUCCAAAGAGGAGGUCCCUAACAGCCCCCCAAUACUGUACCUAAGGCAGCAGAAGGAUGGAACGGGAAGAGUGAAGAGGGCUUGGGUCAUCCCCCCGAUAAGUGUGUCAGAGAACCAGAAGAGGAUCCCUCACUUUCUGGUGCAGAUCAAAUCAGACCAGCAGCGGCCUGGAGGCGUCAUCUACAGCAUCAAGGGACCAGGAGUGGAUGAGGAGCCCAAGGACAUCUUCUCCAUUGAUAAGCUCACCGGGAAGGUCUACCUCAAUACGAUGCUGGACCGGGAAAAGAACGAGCGCUUUCGACUCAAGGCCUUUGCGCUGGACCUGGGCGGAAUGCCUCUGGAGGACCCCACGGACUUGGAGAUCGUGGUCAUGGACCAGAACGACAACCGGCCGCUCUUCCGUCAGGGCGUGUUCACGGGGCACGUGGUGGAAGGAGCUGUCCCAGGUACCUAUGUGAUGAAGGCCGAGGCCACAGAUGCGGACGACCCCGAGACCGACAACGCGGCAUUGAGAUACUCCAUCCUGGGGCCGGGAACGGGAGGCGCCUUCACGAUGGACGAGCUCACCGGGGAAAUUCAGACUGCACAAGCGGAGCUCGACCGGGAGGUAGUGGGCAUUUACAACCUGACGCUCCAGGUGGCGGACAUGUCCGGAGAAGGACUGGCCACCACGGCCACUGCAGUGAUCUACAUCGACGACAUCAACGAUAACCCACCCGAGUUCACGGAGAAAGAGUUCUCCAUGGAGGCCCCCGAGAACAAGCACGGGGUGGCCAUUGGGCGCGUGAUGGUGCAGGACAAGGACCUGCCUGGCUCUCCCAACUGGCUGGCCAAGUUCACCAUCUUGGAAGGGGACCCCGAGGGGGCCUUUGCCAUCCACACCGACCCCCUCACCAAUGACGGCGUGGUCUCCCUGGUGAAGGCUCUUGACCACGAGGAACGGAACCGCUUCGAGCUGCUUGUGUCCGUCCAGAACCAAAGUCCGCUAGAGCUGUCGGCCCCAAAGGCUGCCCGUGCCUUGGCCAAUGUGCGGGUGCAAGUGCUGGACACCAACGAAGCCCCCGUGUUCCGGGAGAAUCCCUUGAGGGGGAGCGUGAAGGAAGGCGCCCCUCCUGGCACAGAGGUCGUCCUCUGCCGCGCCAGCGACCCCGACACCCAGCAGACGCAGGAGCUCAGGUACUCCCCGGCCUUGGAACUGGCCACCUGGCUGCAACUAGACCCGGGCUCUGGCCUGCUGCAGACCCGCCAGACGGUUCCACCACGUUCCUCCUUCCUGGGGGGCUGGUACACCACGCGGAUCCUGGCCAGUGAUAAUGGAAACCCGCCCCGCACUGCCACUGGGACCCUCUCCAUCGAGGUGCUGGAGGUGAACGACCACGCGCCCCGCCUGCUCCCCGUGACUCGGGUGCUGUGCAGCCAGGGGGGCGGCUUGGUCCUGAGCGCCACUGACGAGGACUUGGCUCCCCACGCCGAGCCUUUUCACUUCCGUCUGGGCUCCGCCGGCGACACAGAGCUGGCUCACAACUGGACUCUCAGCCAAGCCAACGCCACCCACGCGCUGCUGCGGCCCCGGGGAGAAGUGGCGGAAGGCCUCCACGCCCUGCCGCUGCUCAUCAGCGACUCGGGGAAGCCGCCGCAGGUGCAAGAGCAGCUGCUGAACCUCACCGUCUGCGCCUGUGACGAGCGGAGGGACUCCUGCCAGGUCCAUGCCGCUGCCGUGGUUGGCGCCGUGGCCGGCCUCGGAUUCGGGGCGUUGAUGAUCAUCCUGAGCAGCGCCAUCCUGCUCCUGCUAUUGGCGCUGCUGGUGGCUGCACUGGAGCAUUCCCGCCGCCGCGCGUUCCGCAAGGGCCUCUUGGGGGGCUCACAGGACGACCUGAGGGACAACAUCCUCAACUACAACGAGCAGGGAGGUGGAGAGGAGGACCAGGACGCCUACGACCUCAACCAGCUGCGUAACCCAGACCUGUUCCCCCCACCCUCGCCACGAGGAAAGCCCCCGCGCCGGAGAGACGCCCCCUACAGCUACGCCUUGCCCCAGUACCCCCGCCGCGUGCCGGCCGGCCCUUCGGACAUCGAGGACUUCAUCCAUGAGGGCCUAGAGGCAGCAGACCGCGAUCCCAGUGUGCCCCCCUACGACACGGCGCUCAUCUACGACUACGAGGGGGACGGCUCAGCCAGCGGCUCGCUCAGCUCCAUCUUUUCCAGCUUGGCAGACGAAGACCAGGAUUACGACUACCUCAGCGACUGGGGGCCACGAUUCCGGCGCCUAGCGGAGCUUUAUGGCCAAUAAGCAGAGCCAGAGGGGGGGAGGGAGAGG